CUCCCCUCAGCGCCUCCAAUAUCGCUUCUUAUUCUCUUAUUACAGUGUUCUUUCCUUAUUGCCUGCGCCUGGGAAUAUCGAAGCGUGCGCUAGAUGCGAUCUGAACCGGUGACACGCAUCGCUUCCCGCAGCAAUGCCUUCACGGACAUCCGUGACACUGUCCUCCAGUUCCUAAUCGAUACUGUCGCCGUGUUCUGCUUAUUGAGCGAUGCGAGGAGCCAGACUCAGCAUAACCGCUGCAAUGUAUGUAACCGAUCAGCGCAUUUAUCCAGAAAGUCAUAACAAUUACGCGGAUAAAAACGCCUCGGGACACACGAUGAGGAGAAAGAUAACUAUGAAGUUCGUUGGCCAUGUCUAAGGUUGCAGGAAAGAAGCUGCACUGGCGCUCCAAAGUGCAGGAGACUUUCAUACCGCUGGUUGGCGGCUCUGGAGAGUUGGGAAUUGCCAUCGGAGGCGGGGCCGAUUAUGGAGAGUUCCCAUUCGUCACGGCUGCGCCAGGGGGAGGGAUCACAGUUGGCGAUAUCAUCAUAGAAAUCGGGGGAACUCCUGUUUUGGGCCUGACUUUAGGAGAUGUGCGUGGGCUCCUAAACUCCUGCCCCCAUCCAAUCCGUAUCAAAUCAGUGUCUCCAGGCUCAACUCUAUGCAAGGAUCUAAGGUUAUACCUGAGCAAAUGUUUCACACCGGGUUCCAUGGACAGUCAACUCCAGCAGGUGAUCCGAGAAAACCUCUACUUGAGAGCCGUGCCCUGUACGACUAGACAGCCACGAGACGGCGAGAUCACGGGAGUCGACUAUAACUUUGUGUCCGUUGAGGAGUUCUUCUCGUUGGAGGAGUCGGGGGCGCUGUUGGAAAGUGGAAAGUUCAAAGGGAACUACUACGGAACCCCUCGUCCUGUUCACAUCGGUCCAGAAAGCCCUCCCAUCACCUACCAGGAGCACCGCAACCUGCUGAGAAACUUCCGUACCCGUAGCAAGUCCCUCAGCAACCUGGAGAAGGCAGGCGAGGAGGGCGACAACAGUGAGGAGGACUCAGGUCUAUCAGGUGGUUCGCUUGGGGCGAGCAGUGCCCCCGUACCCACUUCAUCCCCCAGCCAAUCACGAAAUUCAAGUGGAGGAGACGGCAGUGCCUUGGAGAAUGGGCUCGGACCUCGUAGAGGAGCACGGGUGACAGGGUCAGAAAACUGGGAGAUGAUGUACAGCGACUCAGGGAAUGCCUAUUACAAAGACCAUCAUCUAAAGCCAUCCUCUUGGCUUAAUCGCCGAACUCACAGCAGAGAGAAUGUCUGUAUGUCAGAAUACAUUUCAAAUUCAUGCAUUUGGCAGACACUUACAGACUUACAAAGCUACUUACAGUGCAUUCAAGUGGCAGAGUUUACAGACCAGCCGGGUGAAUUGAGAGGCUUCUCGGUUCACACUCGUUUGGUGAAGGGUCCACGGGGCUUUGGCUUCAACAUAGUGGGAGGCAGCAGGCGGAGGGAGUUCCUGCAGAUUUACAGCAUCACCCCUGGAGGACCUUCAACACUUAACACAGCGGACAUUCUGGUGUACAUCAAUGAUACCUGUGUGCUCGGCUUCUUUCACAAAGAGGUAGUGGAAAUCUUGAAAGCCAUACCGGUGGGUCAUACUGUGGAUGUUGUAGUCCGUAGGGGCUACCCUAUGCUCUAUAACUCUGACGGCUGCCCGAAGAUGCCCAAUUCUAGGCUAAUGGCUUCCCAAGACCAGUCACUACAUCUGCCUCCACCAACCACCACCCAACCCCAGGCCCAGGCUCCUCUCCCAUACGCACAGCUACACCUCAACCACAACGGUCCCAUGUGGUCUGAAUUUGAGAGGGGAUCCUCAAGGAAUCUCAGAGUACGGGCAUCAAGGUUCAGUCUGGAUGCUAAUGGUAAUUCACCUCCGAUCGCUUCACCUCAAAGACCUCCAUCAUCAUACCAGUACUCUAACGGGUAUGGGAGUGGAUUCCUGAGACCGCCACGCACUGCAAGAAGCAUAAGGAGGUUACAGAGUGCAGAACUAGCCAGCCAGAGUGACAGUGAGGUGGUGUCCGCGAUUGGAUCACAUAGGGCCUCGUUUAUCCGUAACCACAACAACAACUCUCUCUCCACUCCGCCACCUCUCCGCCUGUACUCCUUCAAAUCUUCUGAGAGUGACCUUUCCUCAAGUACUCCACCGCCCAUAUCUCGAUUGCCCCUACCCCACACAGAACUAAGUCCGGGUCCCGUCCCUUACUCUCCUGGAGGAGGAAGGCGCUACUCCCAUCUCCGUAAACCACAAAAUACACUGCUAACCCCACCUAGCAGCGCCCAUUCAGACGGGCCUUACUUCACCUUCAACGGCACAGCCAGUGCCAGCAGCGGCAGCCCAAACAGCAUUCCUUCACCUGGAGCCAUGAGCGCUGUGAUUGGAAGUGGAGUUGGAGGAAUAGCGGGAAGUGGGGAAUUAGUCCCUGUUGCCUUGGCUAAAUGCGAGAGAGGCAGCAAUAUGGGGUUCAGUGUGACGGCAGGAGGUCAUGGAGGCAGACAGACCCUUGUGAAGAAAGUCUGGGACCACAGACAGUGUAAUGGGCUGCAGUCUGGAGAUGCAAUUGUGAAGAUCAAUGGAGCAGAUGUACAAAGUCUCAGCUUUGCACAGGUCCAAAGGAUUUUGCAAGAACACACUAAAAAAGGGGAGGUUAUUCUCCUGGUUUACAGAGGGGGGACCUCCCAUUUCUCCAAUUCCCCUAAUUCUGUGCGGCGACUAACUCCUCCCCCUCCUCGGUCCGCCUCUGACUCUGAAGUCCCUCUUAUCGACUCUGUGCCAUUAUCGCGUAGCUCUCUUACUCCACCCUCUCCAGCGCUGGUGCGCUCCUCAUUGGUCCAGAGCACCAGCUUCCUGGAUUCUGUACCUGUCACUCUCACGCUUGAGCCACGUGAUUGGAUGAGUUUGGAAGAAGGAGGGACGGUGCUCAGUCCCAGAUUAAGAACAGAGCAGAAAGAACAGCCUGUGCUACGGGGGUAUGAGGUAGAGCUGAAGAGGAAGCCAGGUGAAGGCUUUGGAUUUGUUAUCGCCUCUCAGGAUGUGGAAAAUGUCAAAGCAGCGUCUCUGCUGCCUCACAGGUUUGUGACGGUCCGCAGAGGCAGCCCGGCGGCUCGCAGUGGUCAGAUCAGGCCUGGGGAUCGUCUGGAAGCUGUGGAUGGGAGAUCAGUGGUGAAUUUACCUCACAGAGAGCUGGCUCAGAUCCUGAGGAGAGCUGGAAACACACUCCGCUUGACCAUCGUACCCCGCGCCAGCGCUCAUUCCUCAGAGCGAGCAGAUAAUGACUCUGAUUAUAAGAACAGGAAAACUCACAGGUCAAAACCAAAGCAGGACGCCACACGGUACUAUAGUGUGGAACUGGAGAGGGGGUCCACUGGAUUCGGCUUUAGUCUGAGAGGAGGAAGUGAAUACAACAUGGGACUCUAUGUGCUGGGACUGAUGGAGGGAGGACCGGCCUCACGCAGCCACAAAAUACAGGUGAGCGAUCAGCUGGUGGAGAUCAAUGGAGACAGUACAACAGGAAUGACUCACAGUCAGGCUGUGGAGCAGAUCAGGACCGGAGGAACCAGGAUACACCUCGUGUUUAAAAGAGGAAAUGGAUACGUCCCUGACUACGACCCUGAUGACGUCACAGCCGUCUCCUCCUCACCCCAGGCCCUGCAGUCGGGUUUGGCUUCAGUAACCCGUCGCCGUGCUCAACAGGAUGCCAAAUCCAGCGUUCAAAAACCAGGGAAGACCAAACGAGGGCGGAGAGUACAAAGGGAAGGUGACGGAGGAGACCGCGAAAGCCCUGACAGUCUCGAGGGUGGGGGGCGAAGGUCGAGAGACAAACGGUCACAGAGCUUGCCUAGAAACACACUUAGAGGGCAUAGUGAAGAACACUUGGAGGGAAGUGUUGAAAGAAAUGGGAGAAAGAAGGAAAAAGGUAACGAGAGAAGGGAAGACAGGUCAGGACGGAGCAAGAGUGAAGAGAGGGUGAGACGGGUGGAGAGAACGAGUGAAGGGGACGAGAGCAAGAACAAACAAACCAUCAAUAACCAGAGACUUCCUGAGCCUAAACUUCAGUGGGAGGAAGAUGAGGAGGACGAUGAGUGGGAGAGAGAGAGAGAACGAGAGUGGACGAGAGAGAGAGAAAGGCUGAAAGACAAAGAAUGGGAGGAGGAGGAGGAGGAGGAGAGGAAAUCAGAGAGCGACAGGGAAUGGGAAAGAGAAAAGGAGAGAAGGGCGAAUAAGGAAGCGCUUGAGUGGGAGCUGAACAAAAAAACUGAACGAGGGAUUCCAGGCGAAUUGAACGGAGAGCAAGAAAUUAGUUUUCAUAAGCGCCUGCGUUAUUUGGGCGUCCGUGUGCUACCUUCAGACAUUCAGCCCCGCACACUUCGACCCUUAUCUGGCCUCUCAUCGGAAGGGCCAGCAGGGGACGCUGAGUUCAAUCGGACCCCGUUCGCUUUCCUCACGUCUGGGCCGUCCGACUACGCAGAGUCCGAGUCAGGAGCCAGUGUGUCUGAGUGUAGCAUGUCUGCGGCCAGUAUCUCUGGUCUCUCUGUUUAUCUGAAUAACUCAAAAACCACACAAAGGGCCCCGGGCCCCCCACUUCCAGGCCCCUGGCUAAAACCCAGCUCAAAGAGAAUCAUUAGAGAGGCUGAGAGGAUACGAAUGCUAGGGAAAGGUAGAGGAACUGAAACAUGAUUUAUGAUCUCUUUUACUGUUGCUCAUACUUAUGUUUUAAGUCGCAUCGAAA
Rhinichthys klamathensis goyatoka is the source of this 4755-nucleotide messenger RNA. RefSeq names its product membrane-associated guanylate kinase, WW and PDZ domain-containing protein 1 (gene magixb). Bases 351 to 4703 code for a protein of 1450 amino acids. NCBI's taxonomy places the organism in Eukaryota, Metazoa, Chordata, Actinopteri, Cypriniformes, Leuciscidae. The record is from RefSeq and is a predicted model, not a curated record. The transcript is spliced from 18 exons. Gene Ontology annotation, biological process: signal transduction. Gene Ontology annotation, cellular component: cytoplasm. Gene Ontology annotation, molecular function: protein binding.